GACCUGGCAGCGGAGCCCGCGCAGGGUUUGCCAGGCGAAGGCGCAGCGCUAACGGUCCUAACAUUAACGGCGUUCGUGCCUCGCCGCUGCUGUCACCCCUGGCCGCUGCUGCCCUCCCCGCCGAGGUUCUACUGCUCUCCUUCUUGAGAAGAAGGGUCGGAGGCACUGGAUCUCUCCCCACACCUCUCGCCUGAGGCCAGGCGCCAGGUGUCGCCUGAAGCCAGACAGCCGGUUUGGGAGCGAGCCUGAGGCCAACCAAUCAAUGGCUCAGACAGAUAAGCCAACAUGCAUCCCGCCGGAGCUGCCGAAGAUGCUGAAGGAGUUUGCCAAAGCCGCCAUUAGGGUGCAGCCGCAGGACCUCAUCCAGUGGGCAGCCGAUUAUUUUGAGGCCCUGUCCUGUGGAAAGACGCCUCCGGUGAGAGAGCAGUCUGAGCAAGCUGCUUUGUGUAACUGGGCAGAGCUAACACCUGAGCUGUUAAAAGUCCUACAUUCUCAGGUUGCUGGCAGACUGAUCAUCCGUGCAGAGGAGCUGGCCCAGAUGUGGAAAGUGGUGAAUCUCCCAACAGAUCUGUUUAAUAGUGUGAUGAAUGUGGGUCGCUUCACGGAGGAGAUCGAGUGGCUGAAGUUUUUAGCCCUUGCUUGCAGUGCUCUGGGAGUUACUAUUACCAGAACCCUCAAGAUAGUGUGUGAGGUCUUAUCAUGUGACCAUAAUGGUGGGUCGCCCCGGAUCCCGUUCAGCACCUUCCAGUUUCUCUACACGUAUAUUGCCGAAGUGGAUGGGGAGAUCUCUGCAUCACACGUCAGCAGGAUGCUAAACUACAUGGAACAGGAAGUAAUUGGCCCUGAUGGUAUAAUCACAGUGAAUGACUUUACCCAAAACCCCAUGGUUCGGCUGGAGUAACAGCACAAUUUUGGCAAUUUUAAAGGAAGAUACAGAGAUGAUUGUACUUCAGAAUGACUGAAACCCAUAUACCACCCAAAAUCAAUUUUCUUGUACAACUGGCACACACUAAUAAACAAUUAAACAAACAUAUGAGAUCAGAAA
Messenger RNA from Symphalangus syndactylus (siamang), 1045 nucleotides. RefSeq names its product rhophilin associated tail protein 1 (gene ROPN1). Lineage: Eukaryota; Metazoa; Chordata; Mammalia; Primates; Hylobatidae. Gene Ontology annotation, biological process: sperm capacitation. Gene Ontology annotation, cellular component: motile cilium; cytoplasm. The record is from RefSeq and is a predicted model, not a curated record.